Sinocyclocheilus rhinocerous is the source of this 2594-nucleotide messenger RNA. RefSeq names its product synaptic vesicle glycoprotein 2B-like. Gene Ontology annotation, molecular function: transmembrane transporter activity. Lineage: Eukaryota; Metazoa; Chordata; Actinopteri; Cypriniformes; Cyprinidae. Bases 514 to 2577 code for a protein of 687 amino acids. The record is from RefSeq and is a predicted model, not a curated record. Gene Ontology annotation, cellular component: synaptic vesicle membrane; neuron projection. The transcript is spliced from 13 exons. Gene Ontology annotation, biological process: chemical synaptic transmission; transmembrane transport.
AACAGAAGUAGGGAUGGACGCUACCAUUGUGAGUUGCUUGGGCGUGUUCAGGGGGCUCCUCCUAUAAUGAAUGGAUCGGGAGGAGGGACGGAGAGUGCGAGUGGGAGCGCUCGCAUCCUAAUCUUCCUGUUCAGCAUCUCUGCUGGCUCUCUGGAUGAUCCCUCUCUCUCAUGUUUGAAUACAGGCCGUCAUUACCGGAUACUCAGCUUUUUGGGGGAUUGUAAAUUUUUACAUUUUUAAAAAUAGAGGGACUAUUUUGGUGCAUAGUCAGCAUAAUUUGACGGCUCAGCAUGUGGCCCAAUGAGAGCUCUGAAAAUCAAAGGUGAUUAGAAGUGACCAACCUCCAUCCUUACAGUCAAACUCAAGGGACCCAUUUGAUUGGAGCCUUGAUGAGAUUUCUUUAGCUGUAAACACUCAAGCAGAUCAAAAGUACAGCGACACAAACCAACACAGCUACGGAUUAUGCCUAUAUAGGCUCCGACGUGCAGUGUAGGUAAGAACAUCUCUGAAACCAUGGCGGACCCCUACCACAACAACAUUUACCACCAAGGAGAUGGAGACAGCUAUAGGACGUAUGGACAGGGAGGACAGGAUGGCUACGGUUAUCAGACUGACUACCCUCCACAGGAGGAAGAUGCCGCCAGUGAUGUCACCGAGGGACACGAUGAAGAAGAUCAAAUGUAUGAAGGGGAGUACCAGGGCAUCCCCCACCCGGAUGAGGUCAAGGCUGCCCGGAGGGCAGCGAGAGCAAAAGCGAGGACCAUGGCGGACGGCGUGUCAGAUCAGGAGGAGCUUGCUGAACAAUACGAGGACAUCAUGGAGGACUGUGGACAUGGGAAGUUCCAGUGGACCUUGUUUGUGGUGUUGGGUCUGGCGCUAAUGGCAGACAGCGUGGAGUGCUUUGUAGUGGCCUUGGUGCUACCCAGUGCAGAGAAAGACAUGUGUUUGUCCCACGCUGAGAAGGGAAUGCUGGGUUUGAUAGUUUUCCUGGGAAUGAUGUUCGGCGCAUUUAUUUGGGGUGGCCUGGCUGAUAAAGUCGGUCGACGGAAAUGUCUGAUUAUCGUUCUGGCCAUGAACUGCAUCUCUGCCUUCUUCUCCUCAUUCGCACAGGGAUACGGCUUCUUCCUGUUUUUCAGGCUGUUCUCUGGAAUUGGGAUUGGGGGCUCCGUCCCAAUAGUGUAUGCGUACUUCUCUGAGUUCCUGCAGAUGGAUAAAAGAGGAGAACAUCUCAGCUGGCUCUGCAUGUUUUGGAUGAUGGGGGGCAUCUACGCUUCCUUCACCGCCUGGGGCAUCAUCCCUCGAUAUGGCUGGGGUUUCAGUAUGGGCACAGAGUUCCAGUUCCACAGCUGGAGAGUGUUUGUUCUGGUCUGUGCUCUCCCAGCUAUAGCAGCUUGUCUUGGGCUAAUGUUCAUGCCUGAGAGCCCACGCUUCCUACUGGAGAAUGCUAAACAUGAUGAGGCCUGGAUGAUCCUGAAACAGGUUCAUGACACCAACUGGAGAGCCAAAGGAGAACCUGAGAGAGUGUUUACUGUAACUCAAAUCAAGACUCCAAAGACUCAGGAAGAUGAGUUUAUUGAGAUUCAGACUGCAACUGGAACUGCUUUCCAGAGAUGGGUGGUUCGAACUUUGACACUGACCAAGCUGGUCAUGAAAAAUGUUUUGUCCCUCUUCGGUCGUGAUCUAAGACUCGCUACUCUGCUAAUGGCCAUCAUAUGGUUCACAAUGGCAUUUAGUUUUUACGGGCUAUCGGUGUGGUUUCCUGACAUGAUCAAACACCUCCAGCACGAGGAGUAUGAAUCCAAGGUCAAAGUAUUUAAUCGGGAGAAGGUGGAGCAAUUUCAUUUCAACUUCUCUUUGGAGAACCAAGUCCAUAAAGAGGGAGAAUACAUCAAUGACAAGUUCAUCAACAUUGAGAUGAAGUCUGUGAAGUUUGAAGACUCCUUAUUUGUGGACUGCUACUUCGAGAACAUCCGAUCCACAGACACCAUCUUUGAGAACUGCACCAUCCGCAGUACUGUGUUUUAUGACACAGACUUAUAUGAGGAAAAGUUCACUGACUGUACAUUAGAGAACGUCACUUUCCUGCACAACAAGAAGGGAUGCCAUUUAGACAAUGAGGAGGAGAACGAUGUCCUCAUCUACUUGGUCAGCUUCUUAGGCAGCUUAGCUGUGCUGCCUGGAAAUAUCAUCUCAGCACUCUUCAUGGACAAGAUUGGACGAAUCAAGAUUAUAGGGGGUUCGAUGCUUAUUUCUGCUGGCUGCACCUUUUUUCUUUUCUUGAGCUUUAGUCAGGCAGCCAUCAUAGCCUGGCAGUGUCUGUUUUGUGGCGUUAGCGUAGCAGCGUGGAACGGCAUUCAAGUCAUCACCGUGGAACUCUACCCAACUUCAAAAAGAGCCACAGCGUUUGGAGUCUUAAAUGCCAUUUGUAAGUUCGCAGCUAUAUUGGGAAGCUCAAUCUUUGCCUCAUUCGUAGGCAUUACCAAAGUCAUCCCCAUUCUGCUGUCCUUCGGUGCUCUGGUUGCUGGCGGCGUGUUGGCCCUGAAACUGCCUGAGACCAGAGAGAAGGUCUUGCUGUGAAAAUUUGAAGCUGAAGG